GGUAUAAACCUGGGCGCGCGGGAACCGGCGCGAGUUUCCGCUGCAGUGGUCGUAAGGGUUUUCUAUCCUGCGAGCUUCCUGGAGGCGCUAUGAGCUGCGUCACCUUGCCCACCGUGCUGCCCGUCUCCCCCAGCAAGACCCGGGGACAGAUCCAGGUGAUCCUCGGUCCUAUGUUCUCAGGAAAAAGCACGGAGCUCAUGAGACGGGUCCAGCGCUUCCAGAUCGCCCAGUACAAGUGCUUGGUGAUCAAAUAUGCCAAAGACACGCGGUACAGCAACAUGUUCUCCACGCACGACCGGAGCACCAUGGAGGCGCUGCCCGCCUGCCUACUCCGGGACGUGACCCAGGAGGCGCUGGGUGUGGACGUCAUAGGCAUCGACGAAGGGCAGUUCUUCCCUGACAUCGUGGAGUUCAGCGAGGCCAUGGCCAACGAGGGGAAGACGGUGAUAGUGGCUGCCCUGGACGGGACCUUCCAGAGGAAGGCUUUCGGAGCCAUCCUGAACCUGGUGCCGCUGGCCGAGAGCGUGGUGAAGCUGAACGCCGUGUGCAUGGAGUGCUUCCGAGAGGCCGCCUACACCAAGCGCCUGGGCAUGGAGAAGGAGGUCGAGGUGAUUGGAGGAAAAGACAAAUACCACGCCGUGUGUCGCCUCUGCUACUUCCGGAAGGCUUCGGGUCAGCUGGAUGGGCUGGACUGCAAGGAGGACAAGGAGAACCGCCCCGCGCUGGGGAAGCCGGUGGAGGCCAAGCUCGGGGAGGUGGCGGGGACCAGGAAGCCGCUGGCCCCUCAUCGGAUCCCGGCCAACUGAACCUGGGGCCGCUGGCGCCCCCUGGCGGACGCCGGCGCCCCGCCCUCCCGGCGAAGGAAGUCAGAGGAGGAAGUUCCUGCGGCCGCGGAGGUUUCACUGGCUGCGGGAAUUUCUGCGUCUGCAGGGCCCGUGCCUGGCUGGUGCCCUGCAGUGCCGGUUCCCUCCUUGCCUGCCCGCUGGCCUUUCUCGGUUCCCUUCCCGGAUGCCGGUCCACUGACGAGCCACCCGGGGCUGGCACAGGCCCUGCGCUGAGGCUCGGAUCCUGGCCAUGGCAGACACCGCUGCUUCUCCUUUGGGGUGAGGGGCGGGCCGCAUGCUGUUGGUGACAUCAGCGCUGCUGGCUUCCUCCCCCCUGUGGCUUUCACUGUUGAGUUUCUGUUCUCACUGGCAAGUCCAGUGUCAGCAGCUCUGGCUCAGCACCGAGCCUCUUUCCACACGAAGGUUCCCGUCCCCCUGCCUGGGGUGGGCCCUGGCCUUUGAGGACGGCUGGACUUGUGCCUUUUUGCUUACCUCUUGGCUGAAAGUCCUUCUUACUCUGGUGAUCAUUUUCUCCAGAGUGACAGCUUUUGCAUGAGUGCCACCCCGCGGGGGCUCAGGUCCCAGGGGUGUGCUUGCCUUGUAAGGGGGAAGGCAGGGGUACCUGGGGACAGGGUCCCUAAUACUUAUGUUAAAGUGCAUAAAAUUUGAAACAUUAAAAU
Molecule: messenger RNA, 1504 nt
Organism: Pteronotus mesoamericanus
Lineage: Eukaryota; Metazoa; Chordata; Mammalia; Chiroptera; Mormoopidae
Gene: TK1
Product: thymidine kinase 1
Exons: 7
Coding region: 90-806 (238 amino acids)
Biological process (GO): thymidine metabolic process
Molecular function (GO): ATP binding; thymidine kinase activity
Source: RefSeq, a predicted model, not a curated record